UAUUAUUAUUUUUAGAGAAACAAGAACUGAAUAAACUAAACAUUCCAGUGUGUGAUCGCGCUCAUCAGCACAAAGCUCAAUUGUUUUUGGAUGUUUUUACAAAUCAUUUGAUUGUGUUUAUGGCUGGUCUUUCUGAUUAUCACACUUACUUAGAACAGAGGUUGAAGGUGUAUUCUGUUGAUGUGAAACAAGAAGAGCUGAGUUCUGUCAAUGCCAAGUUCUGCACACAUCUGUUGACGAACGCAUUCCACUCACGCAAAGUUCAACACUGUUUAAAAUUGUUACAAGAACAGUCACAAGAUGAAGUUUUUAUAUCCAUGGAAACCUUGUCAAAUUUUCAAGAUGUAUCAUCUGCAUUUCAAGCCUACGUGAAGUAUUUGGAAAAAUUGUUGCCGUAUCGAAUUAUAAGCAUUGAUGAAGAAUGUCGUUCUUCAACAUGGUCUGAAAGUUUAGAAAAAUGCAACAACAAACUUUUGUGUGAGGAGAAAAAGUUGACAUCGUUGUUUAAGAAACUGGCUUCAUAUGUUUCCCUGCUUGCAUCAACAGAAUUACCGACAUCAUCAGUAUCCACUUGUGUAAGCAACCUUAACACAACAUUUAAUGCAAUGAAUAGCUGUUUUAAAGCCAUAUGUAAUCAUUAUGUUAAUAAAUCGGAGGAAGAGCAUGGUUUACCCACAUAUACUGAGAGAUUAAAGAUUACAGAUGAAUGCUUAUUAUCCACUUUGAAUUCUCUUGAAACUUCAAGUGGAAAGCUGUGUAGCUUGUUCAAAGAGAAUUUGUCUUUUAUGGUUGCUUCAAGAGGGUUUAAACGCAAAGGUCUUCCCUCUGAUUUUAGCCAGAACUUACCGAUAAAUUUAAAAUCAUUCUUUAACCAAGCAUCUUCUUACAUUCGAGAUGUGCAGCAGCCGCCUGCACAAUCGGUUCCAUACGCUCUAGCAGUUCGAAAUUAUCGAUCACUGGUAACAUCCUCUAGCGAUGCAGAUAAGCGAUCACAACAACAGGUGGUGGAUUCUCAAGAAUGUAUCAUGAAACUUGAGCAGGAAAAAGAGCAUUGGAUGUUAGAGACGCAGUUACUAAAAGCGAAAUAUGAAAGAGAACAGAAGAAAACAAGUCUGUUGGGUGAAGAACUGAAGAAAUGUAAAACAGAAGCGUUGCAAAGAUCAACAACAUUAGAGGAUAACAUGUCAUUCGAGGGAUAUGCACAGCAAGAAAGAAGUCGAAGUUUACAACGAAGUGUUUCUUCUACAUCAUCAACACCCGAUACUCCUCAUCAAAUCCCGCUUGGAACACUAGAAGUCAUUAACAGAGACAAAAAUGCAUUGUUGGACAGCGAACAUGAAAACUUAGUAAAAGACCAUCUCACAAAUCGUAUCACCCAACUCACGAAACAGCUUCAAGUUACAGACAGCAAAUCGAUAAAUUUUUACCAAGAGACUCAUGCACUAUACAAACAAAUCAUCUUAGCUGAUAAAAACAAACAAAAAUUAACCAAUGAGCUUGCAGAAUCUAAUAAAAAGAUUGACAAUUUGCAGGACGAGCUGGAAACGACAAAGCGAAGUUAUGAGGAACAGUUAAGGAUGCUGAGUGAUCACUUAUGUGGUAUGAACGAAAAGUUGACCUCGCAAAAAGAUGAAAUCGACGAACUGAAAACAAGCAGUGCCACACCUCCUAAGUUAAAAUUCCAACUACCUGGACGAAAGAAAUAAUUCUCACAACUAGCAUAAUUAUUUUUUCUUUUUCUAAGAUCAAUUUAUGUUUGGAAUUUUUUUAAUUAAGUCGACUAGGUUGAUUCUGUUGCCUGUUUUUUUUUGUCCUGUGUUGUAAAAUCGUUCCACGUGUAGUAAAAUAUUUUUGUACUAAAAACUAGUGUCUUUAUAGCUUAUCAAGCGAACAUAGUUGUUCCUGUACAUAGCACUUAUAUCAUGACGAUCAUUAGAAGUGUUACGUAUGUUGUUUUGAAAGAUUUCGUUGUUUGUUUGUUUGUUUGUUUUGGCAUUUCUUUUUUUCUAACAAUGAUUAUUAGAUUUUUCCUGUAUUUUUUCUAUAUUUCAUAUAUUUUGAUGUUCUUGUUUUCAGUUUAAAUUUCUAAUUCUUCUCAGAA
Hydractinia symbiolongicarpus is the source of this 2101-nucleotide messenger RNA. Its product is annotated as protein phosphatase 1 regulatory subunit 21-like. Lineage: Eukaryota; Metazoa; Cnidaria; Hydrozoa; Anthoathecata; Hydractiniidae. The transcript is spliced from 21 exons. Gene Ontology annotation, cellular component: membrane; early endosome. The coding region runs from base 120 to 1706 and encodes 528 amino acids. The record is from RefSeq and is a predicted model, not a curated record.